Molecule: messenger RNA, 1748 nt
Organism: Xyrauchen texanus (razorback sucker)
Lineage: Eukaryota; Metazoa; Chordata; Actinopteri; Cypriniformes; Catostomidae
Product: upstream stimulatory factor 1-like
Exons: 11
Coding region: 154-1008 (284 amino acids)
Biological process (GO): regulation of transcription by RNA polymerase II
Molecular function (GO): DNA-binding transcription factor activity, RNA polymerase II-specific; RNA polymerase II cis-regulatory region sequence-specific DNA binding; protein dimerization activity
Source: RefSeq, a predicted model, not a curated record
UUAGGAAACGUUCAUCUAAAAUUACUACACAUGCGCAGAGGUUAUUUGUCGCGAACCUCUGCUUUUGAGGAAAUACAGAUGGUGUAACUCAGAUUCCGAUUUAAAGUGGAUGUUUAAGUUUUACAAAACGCUCAGACCACGACUCUUACAAGUAUGAAAGAACAGAAAAGUCCUGAUCCUGGUGGAGAUUCUCCCAUACUGCAGGAAGGUGUUAUUGCAACAUCAGAUGACCCAUUGGCUAUCGCUGCAACAUUCUCCACAGAUCAGCAAAUCAAGUAUCUUUUCAAAACAGAAGGAACAGGGGGGCAGGUAACGUACCGGGUGAUCCAUUUGGCUGAUGGACAGGUAGAAGGCCAGGCAGAUGGGGCUGCAGCAGUCAGUGUGGUGACUGGGUUUCCUACAGCAACACAGGCAGUGACUCCACCUAUAACCCAGGCUAUGAUCUCUCAAUCUGAGAGUCUAGAGGGAGAGGCAUCUGAAACUCAAUACUACUACCCUGCCACCAUCAGUGACACAAUGGCUGGUGCCAUGGUAACCAAUGUCCACACAGCUGAUUCGAUGCUGUCUCAGCCCACCCCUACAGGCCAACUUUAUGUGAUGAUGUCACCUCAGGAAGUUCUAGCCACAAAUCAGCAGAGUAAGCCUGGAACACCGCGCGGCUCCAGGGAUGACAAGCGGAAGGCUCAACACAAUGAAGUGGAACGCAAACGCAGGGACAAGAUCAACAACUGGAUAGUCCAGCUUUCCAAAACCAUCCCUGACUGUAAUGAGGACGCAACCAAGAAUGGUCAAAGUAAAGGUGGGAUUUUGUCUAAGGCAUGUGACUAUAUCCAGGAGCUACGUCAGAGCAAUUCACGACUAGAAGAUGAGCUUAAUACUGUGUCUAGACUGAGGAUGGACAAUCAGCUUCUCAAGCAAGAGGUGGAAGAGUGGCAAUCAAAGAACCAGAUGAUAAGAACACAAUUAAGACAGCAUGGCAUAGUGGCAGCAUCGAUGGACCCUCAAUGAAGGACUAAAGAUACACCAGAACAUAUCUCCUGUGGUCUUAUCAUGAAUUCUGUUUAAACAGGUUAAUCAUGCAGCCUAUAAUCUGAAAGACUGCAUUUUAAACUGAUUUGCCUAGGUGGUAAAGGAUUUGACAAAGAUCCUGAAAAUUGCCUUGAUUUUUCUUCACUUUCUCAAGUGUUUGACUUCACACACAGCCUUUUAUUAUUUCAGAUUUUCAGGGUGAUUUAUUUUUACUGCACUGAAAUAGUGUAUAAUUGUUGCAUAAUCUGUUUUUAGAUCUGUACAUUUUGUUUUUCAGAACUACUGUAGAGGUGGAUGUUUCUUUUUUUUUCUUUUUUUUAAUUUUAUGUAAUGUGUACAUUUUGGUGCCCUUCAUGGGGUUCUAUUUAGAUAAAAUAUGAUAAACAUUACGACAAUUCAAAUUGGCCAUCAUCUUUCUAUGCCUUUCUAUUCCAACCUCCAUGUGAUAUUCCAUGCUUUCAACAUGCUACUUUAAUGUUUGUUAAGCUUGUAUUUAAUAAAUAUGUCCUCAACCAGUGCCAUCUGACACUUUUAAACAUUUGUCAUUUAGCUUAGAGCAACAAUUUAGAAUAUUGCCUGCAAUUUAAUAGGACAUCCCAUCCAUCAGUAUAUUUCUCUUUUUAUUAAAUCAGUAAUAAUUUACUAUUGUAUGUAGUGGGAUUUGUGGUGCAAUUUCAACUCGGAAUGAAUCCGAACCCACAUGAGCCAAUCUCAAAAAU